AUGUCCAUCCAUUUUGGAUGCACCAACGAAACCAGCUUCACCGCAGUCUACAUCUUCCGCACAGAUCCGCUUUCCGCUCAAGUAUUGCUAGCUACCGCUUUAGUCCAGGUCCGCCCACAUCAUGGUAAUCCAAUCACCGCCAGAGUGUUGAUUGAUCAAGGUUCAGAGCUCUCAUUUAUGAGACAGUCGCUCUUCAAGAAGCUUGGACAACCGCUACAGCGUGACAUGGUCAUGCUCAAGGGCAUUGGCAAUGUCUCCGCAGGAAGCUCACUAGGUGUGAGCACAAUUGAGCUUCGUUCGCUGUGUACGACCGCAUCAAUGCAUGUCAGCAUGCAUAUUCUACCAACACUGCCGGUAGAUCUUCCAUCGUUCGUGAUCGCUGAUCCGAAAUGGCCGCAUCUUGAGAAUCUCAAGCUCGCUGACCCGCAGUAUCUACAGCCACGCCCUGUAGAUAUUAUUCUAGGUGCAUCACCAGCCGCACAGAUUAUGAACGCAGAGAUUCAACGAGGACCUCGCAAUGCUCCUAUUGCACAAUCCACCACGCUUGGUUGGAUCGUCUAUGGGGCUGUCACCGCUAAACACGCUUCAACAUCACACGCAGCACUACAUGCGUCAGUAGAUACUGAAUUACAAGACGCUAUCGCUAAGUUUUGGGAACAGGAAGAAGUUCCAUCAGGAAGUUCACCGCUCAACACCGCUGAAGAAGACGAAUGUGAAAUUCACUUUCGUCAAACGCAUUAUCGACAGCCUGAUGGACGCUACGUAGUGAGAUUACCGCUUAAGGCCCUUGAGAGUCAACUUGGCGACUCUAUCAACGCAGCUAUGGGGUCACUCCGCAGAUUAAUAACUCGCUUGUCGCGAGAAAGAGAAUAUUCUGACAUGUAUCGUGCAUUCAUGGCAGAAUACAUUCAGCUAGGACACAUGGUACGAAUACCAGUCAACGAAUUGCCCGCAAACGCUUACUUCUUGCCUCACCAUGGGGUAUUGAAGCUUGAUAGUACCACUACGAAGCUCCGCACAGUGUUCAAUGGUUCCUGUGCAACAUCUACAGGAAUUUCAUUGAACGACAUUCUCCACGCAGGACCCAAAACGCAAAUUGACAUUUUUGAUGUGAUGUUGAGAAUCCGUUGCAGCAGGAUUCUAUUCGCUACUGACAUCACCAAGAUGUUCAGACAGAUUGAGGUCGACUCGCUUGAUUGGCCGCUUCAGUGCAUUCUCUGGAUAGAUGAGAAUGACUUAAUAGACGCUUACUGUCUCAAGACAGUCACAUACGGAACCGCUAGUGCACCUUUUGACGCUGUACGUGUGCUUAUCCAACUAGUAAAGGAUGAAGGACACCGCUUUCCGCUAGCUGUUGCUCCAAUGUUGAAAACACGCUACGUAGAUGACAUCUACGGUGGAGCAGACAACGAAGAAGACGCUAUCAAGGCUGCAGUACAAACAAAAGCUCUGUGUGCAGCAGGCUGCUUCCCGCUUGCCAAAUGGGCUAGCAAUAGCCCACGGUUACUCGCUGAAGUCGCUCCAGAAAAGCAGCUGGAUACACCGCUUAAAGAAAUCAGUGAUGCACCAGUAAAAAUCCUGGGCAUGUACUGGAAUUCACGCACUGACGCUCUCCAGUUCAAGUACACGCUACCGCCAGAUACGCCUAAGACAAAGAGAGCUAUUUUGUCUGAAAUCGCUAAACUGUAUGAUCCGCUAGGACUUCUCGCACCAAUAGUCGUCAAAGCCAAGAUCUUUAUGCAAAAUCUGUGGCUAGAUAGAGUGUCAUGGGAUGAACAAUUGUCACCAUCACUCAUUCACAAAUGGACUGGAUACCGCGAGGAUCUUCGAAACAUCGAAUCCAUCCGCAUUCCACGCUGGAAUAAUAUAGCACCUGGAGCAACUAUGGAAUUGCACGGGUUCUCAGACGCUUCGCAAAACGCUAUGGCUGCCGCUGUUUAUUUGAGAGUCACUGACGCUGAUGGGAACACAAAGGUCUCACUUCUGUGUUCAAAACGCAAGUAG
Messenger RNA from Cotesia glomerata, 2004 nucleotides. RefSeq lists its product as uncharacterized. The transcript has a single exon. The record is from RefSeq and is a predicted model, not a curated record. The coding region runs from base 1 to 2004 and encodes 667 amino acids. Lineage: Eukaryota; Metazoa; Arthropoda; Insecta; Hymenoptera; Braconidae.